Molecule: messenger RNA, 378 nt
Organism: Monomorium pharaonis (pharaoh ant)
Lineage: Eukaryota; Metazoa; Arthropoda; Insecta; Hymenoptera; Formicidae
Exons: 1
Coding region: 1-378 (125 amino acids)
Biological process (GO): DNA integration
Molecular function (GO): nucleic acid binding
Source: RefSeq, a predicted model, not a curated record
AUGAGAGCAUCGAAAUCAGAUCGAUACGUUAAUUCCAAGAGACGACGACUCGUCGAGGAACUGCACGCUCCGGUUAGAAAAAAUUUUCCACGAAGACGCGUUAUAGUUCGGGGAUACGAUGAUCUGUGGCAGGCAGAUAUCGUCGAGAUGCAUCCAUACUCGCGUUUCAACAAAGGCUACCAUUACAUACUCACUGUCAUCGAUGUAUUGAGUAAGUAUGCGUGGACUUUACCGCUCAAGACCAAGGGCGGAAACGAGACGGCUAAUGCUAUCACCAAGAUAAUUCGAGAGAACGGCAGACAUCCGAAAAACUUGCAAACCAAUAUGGGGAAGGUGUUUUACAACGCCGAAGUACAGAAACUCUUGAAGAAACAUUAA